This is a messenger RNA of Passer domesticus (house sparrow), 2656 nucleotides long. It is a transcript of the gene THY1, whose product is annotated as Thy-1 cell surface antigen. NCBI's taxonomy places the organism in Eukaryota, Metazoa, Chordata, Aves, Passeriformes, Passeridae. The record is from RefSeq and is a predicted model, not a curated record. Gene Ontology annotation, cellular component: myelin sheath; focal adhesion; dendrite. Bases 332 to 817 code for a protein of 161 amino acids. The transcript is spliced from 4 exons. Gene Ontology annotation, biological process: cell-cell adhesion; integrin-mediated signaling pathway; positive regulation of focal adhesion assembly. Gene Ontology annotation, molecular function: GTPase activator activity; integrin binding.
CCUUCCUGGGGAACAUAAGGGGGGCGAACGGCACCUUCCGCAUCAGUGCGCGCCCCUUGUCCGGGGCGGGGGCGUCCGAGUCCCGCAGAGGCAGGGCCCCCCCGCACCGCCCCCCACCGCAGGGCCGGGGGCCGAGCCUCAGUGACGCCUCCCGGUCCCCAUUCGCUGGGUCCGCCCGCCCAGCCCUGCCCAGACUGCGGGAGCGCCGCGCCCACAGCCCGCCGGGCAGCCCCGGACAGCGCCGGCAGCCCCGCAGGCAGCGGGCAGCACCGGACAGCGCCCGCAGGUUUCCCUCCCAGAGACAGCCCCCACCAGGCACCUCUGCAGCAAGAUGAACCCCACCGUGGGCAUCGCUGUCAUCCUGACAGUCCUCCAGGCCGCCAACUGCCAGAUGAUCAAGGACCUGAGUGCCUGCCUGCUGGGCCAGAACCUGCGCGUGGACUGUCGCUAUGAGAACAAAACCGACAACCCCCUGACCUACGAGUUCAGCAUCACCAAGGACAACAGGAAGCACGUCAUCCACAGCACCAUCAGCGUCUCCGAGAACAUCUACCGGAGCCGAGCCAACGUCACCAUGCACAAGAACCUGGUGUGCCUCCACCUGCAGAGCUUCACCACCAGCGAUGAGGGCAUCUACAUGUGCGAGCUGAAGGCCACCAACGACUACACUGGCAACCAGAUAAAGAACAUCACUGUCAUCAAAGACAAACUGGAGAAAUGCGCCGGCUUCAGCCUCUUGAUCCAGAACACCUCGUGGCUCCUGCUGCUGCUCCUUUCCCUGCCUCUCCUGCAAGCCGUGGACUUCGUGUCCCUCUGAAAGGCGAAACACAGACACACACUCACAGCGCUCGCACACACACGCACGCACACACCGAGCACCCAGCCACCCCGCCUUCCUCGCAGCCCCUGGAAAGAGAAGCUGAAGCGUCUGGAAGCCGUGAAACCUCUCUGUGUUAUCUCUAUUUAGCCGUAUAUUAACGCUACCCACCAUCCUGUGCCGAGGCCCACCAUCCCACGCCCACACGCCCCGCUCCGAAGCAUGGUGGCUCUGCUAGGCAGCGUUGCUUCUCCCAUCGCGCCUCCCCGCUCCGUAGGCUGGCUGGUUUGCUUGUGCUGGGAGCACUGGAGGCCUCAGCCUCGCUUGUCCCAUCCCUUUAACUCUUGGGGUUUGCCUGUUCUCAGCUGGGGAAAGACAGCUGGAUUGGCAGGUAAGAGAGAGGGGUGAUGCGAGAGCAUGCAGAGGGUGCCCAUGGUGGGUGCUGUGCUCGUGGUGGGUGCUGUGCCUGUGGCCCUGGAGGUGACAGGGCUCUUGGUGUCCCCACCCACCCUGCCAGGUGACUUAUUCCUCACCCUGAGCUGCCACGGCUGGGAUAGGGCACAAAAUUACUCUUAUCUCAGUGAGGAGGGGAACCAUGGGAUGCUGCCGGGCCUGGCAGGCUGGGAGGAGAGAGGGGAGCAGGUCUAGGAGACACCAUGAACCCCCCCCGCCUCCUUAGGGCUCCUCUGGGGCCCUGGGAAUGGGCUCAGUGCAAAUGUGCUUCGGCAACAAGUUUUUCCUAAUCUGUUUCUUACAGCUGAGCUGGAAGUGAGGCCUCCUCCAGACACCAUCUGGUACCUUUGGGCUGCCCGAGCCAGACAUCACUUGCUCUCCCAGGGGACCAGCCCUUAGCUGUGACGAGAGAAUUGCUGCCAGCACCAGUGGAGGCAAGCAGAGCCUCUCUGAGCUAGCCACAGCCCCACUGCCCUCCCCAAGGCACUCAGAGCUGCACCCAGGCUGGCUGGUGGGGAGGGGGUUCCCCUCUGGGAGUGUGACCCCAGGGUCUCCAUAGGGACUUCCCUGCACGGGCACCUUGUCUUCCCUAAGGGAACAUCUGGGGACCCCAGUCCUUCCUCACGGAGAGGCAGAGCAGUCUUCCUCAAAUCCCACCGUGCUCCUGGGAGGAGCCUGUGUGCCCCCUCCCUUUUCCCUCCUCCCUUUCAGCAUUUCCCUGUCUCCCUUGAAGAGCAGCAAAGGACGGAAGGGCAGCCCACAAGCUCGGUAAGGCCAGGAUGGUGCCAGGGGCUGGCGAGAGCAGGGACAGGGAUGGCCAGCACAGCUCAGAUCUGCUGCCUGGAUGCCCACGGGACCCCGAGGAGCCUCACCCAGGGGAGGACACAGGGAAAGGAAGAGGCAGGCAGGAGCAUCCAGGUGCAUGGGGUGAACCCCAGCUGUGAGACCCGUGCAGCCCGGGCUGUGCCACCACGGCUGAGAGCAAUACACAGCAGCUGCUCCCCACUCCUUGCUCCUCUCCAGAGCUGCUUCCUCCCCCCGUGCCCGUCCCCUGCCCAUCCCUGCCUGCUUGCUUGCUGUCUAGUGCUGCUGAGGCCGUGCCCAGCUGAGGCCUGGCUGUGCCCAGCUCCCUGGGCGUGCUGGCGAGCGCCGGGGCAGGCGCAGAGCCCAGCGGCAGAGCGCGGACGCGGCUCGAGUCUCAUUUUUUUGUGAACAUUUGUAGUUGUUUCCACAGCUUGUCGUCAAAGAAAUUCUGUUAAGGGAAAAGGGAAAAAAAAUGGGAAAAAAGAACCCUAUGAAAAGCAACAACAACAAAAAAAAACACCUUACCAUCCAGGAGUGUUCCUCUGUCUGCACAAUAAAACCCUACCUAGGUUGUGUGUUGGA